GGAUGUUGAACCCAGGGGGGUUUCUGUAUCACUGAUGGAGCUGUUAGCAAUAAGUGGUUACACCAUUACAGGAAGUAGAGCAAGAAGGUAUGGGAAAUCAAAUGUGAAGCGAGCGUGGUUUAUAAAAGGCGAGGUGGUUCAUCGAGUGAUGGGUUAAAAAAAUUUCAAAAAGCUAUUUGUGGCCUGCCGGUUCGCACACCAGAUACAGACAAACCAGCAUGGAGGCGCUUCUUUUUCUAUUUCCUCAAUUCAACUACAUGGCCCCAAAGAAGGAAGCGUAUUUCAAAAUGCUUGGUCCAGAAGACUUGCAGCCACCAAAGAUGAAGGACGAUUGUAGCAGACAGAAAGACAAGGAGAGGAAGAGCCGACUAAGCCUUUUUCUCACCAAGUCAGGCUCUCAUGAAAACGUCAGUCGCAAUAAAGAGACAAAUACGACACCCACCACCAUCUCACCAGAAGCGGCUUUGCAAUGGAGCGACUCCUUUGAAGAAUUGCUGAAGCACUCAGAUGGGGUGGAAAGCUUCUCUCAGUUCCUCAGGACAGAGUUCAGUGAGGAAAACAUUGAGUUCUGGUUGGCCUGUGAAGAAUACAAGACCAUUGAUUCAGACAAGAAGCUGCUGUCCAAAGCCAAAUAUAUUUAUACGAUUUAUAUUGAUUCAGAGGCUACUAAAGAGAUCAACAUUGACUACAACACCAAGACAGCCAUUCAGAAGGUCAUAGCACAGCCCACAAAGAGCUGUUUCGAAGCAGCCCAGAUGAAAGUCUACAGCCUGAUGAAAAAAGACUCCUACCCCAGGUUCCUCCUCUCUGACAUUUAUCUGCGGCUCACCAGGAGGAAAGGCCCGGGGGCCACCAUGUUUCGCAGACGGUCACGCUCCUGUGUAUUCAACGACAGGGGCGAGGCCAUAACUGAACCUUCGGCCUGGUAGUGGUAGGCUAACAUUGCAGACUCACUCAGAUUUUUGUAUAGGGGGUAAUCCGUGAUUAGCAGCACGGCUGUUGAAAUGCAAUGUGUGGUUCGGAGGCUUAUAAUCCACAGGUUUGCUUCUGCAGUGUGUUAUUUUUUUAUAACCACUUCCAUAAUACCAUGGCAUCUUGCCAAUGAUAAACAAUUUAAAGAAAUAGUUCUAGAUUUUGGGGAAUACGCUUAUUUGCUUCCACGCAGAGUGUAAAUUGAGAAGCUUGAUACCUCUCUCCUACCACACAGAUGUAUCUUCUCGUCAUCUUCUUCUUCUAAUCUUGGCCAGACAGUGUAUAAACGUAUUUCCCAAGAUAUCAAACUUUAAGUACUAUACUACACAGCUGGAUAACAGCUGACACCAUUAGCCUUUUCGGCCCAAAAGAGUACGUUUAGAACUGCUAUGAGGCCACUACGUCAGAGCAGUGUGGUUAUCUGAACAUAAUGGAGAACAUCUGGCCAAUCAGAACUGAGUAUUCUCUGUGGCCAUAAGAGAGUAUUCACUUUGCACAUGUGGAACAAUCUAAUCUCCUUCUCUGAGGCACUGCACUGCUUGUGGAUUGAACCGUUAUUGAUGAUUUUAAGAUUUCCUCAAAUCUUGCAAAACUCAAAUGUCAAUGGGAAGGUUAGGGACAGAAUCUCAGCUAAAGUGCCUCCAUGCUACUGACAGACUCAUUACACUUCAAUUGUUUUGUCUUUCAGUCCAGCAAUAGCACCUUAUACAACCGUAAUACAGUUGAUAUGGCAUGCAAGCUAAUUUGACCAUAUCUCAUUAAAAUGGGCUCGUGAUUUUAUCCCUCGCAUUGUCCAACCCCCUCCAGGCUAACUGGCAGAGCAAGCCUGCAGCCACGGUGACUGCAAAGCACAGAAACGUUUUAGUAAGGGAUAUAUAUCUCUCAUUUCUGUUUCUGAAAUCAAAUGUAUCCCAUUUUCACACACGGAAAAUGCAUAUAUCUUAUUUGAAUACUAAUAUGACAUUAUAAUAAUUAUAAUUGCUGUUUUUCAGUUUGCUGUCAUCUAACAUAAUUUAUGUACUGCUAUGCUCAUAUGUGUUGCCUUGCUGUUGUAAAAUGUACAUACUAAACUCAAAUAAACACUUAAGAAGCUGUUUUAAUGAGGCCUUUAGUGUCAUUAAUUAGUGGGUGAAUGGUCACAUCUAAAUGUGACAAAUGGAGACAUCAUGUUUGCAUAUUACACUAAUGGGAAAAUUGGGAUCAUGUGUACGUGCCUCCCUAUCCCAAAUUGCUGAUAAAUGAAUAGACCUUAUCAACAGCAACCCCUCUAGCACAUAAUUAUUCAUGUUACUGUAUAUGUACAAGAUAUACUUCUUACAAAGACAAAUAUAUAUUAAUUAGAAACUGUCAGUGAUCCCACUCACCCCCAAACUCUUGAGUAUGUACAUACAUGUGCACAGAUUCAAGCUGUGUACACACACAUACACACACAGAGAGCUGGUUUAUCUCAUUAAUACAGAUGUCAGGGUUUCUAAUAUAGCCUUUAGAGAGAAGUCCAUCUCAGCCCAAAAUACAGAAAUAGAACGACGUUGACUACCUCACAGUUGAGAUUAAUUAAACACCCAUGUAGACAGCGGCAUGCGUGUUCUGCAGUUCCUGCUGUCCUCUCACACGAAUAGUCAGAGAAGAGAGGGGAAAUAUGACGAUGUACUAACAAAGGUAGGAGCUCGGCUGGCCUGCCAAAUUCAUCACAUUUUAAGAUUAGUUGCCCGCUCAGAAUUCUGCUGGCAGAUUUCUUGUUUCUUUCCCAUUGGUAUUUAAAUGUGUGACUCAGUGGCUGCGCUAAAAGCCUCUGAAAUCAUCCACAAGGUAAAGAUGUAUUGUAGGGAUGCUGAAGGGAAACAACAGAGUAUAAAGCAGUUUGCCUGGAGAUAUGAAGCUUGUAAAACAAGAUGAAUACCAGUCUUAGAGAAGUUUAAAACAAAAAGGUUUGUCAUAAGGUUUGCUCAAACAAAUUUGUUUCUUUUAAAAGAAUCCUUCAAUCUUUGCCAUAGUCUGUCAGUAUUUGCACCCGUGGGCUUUUUUGAAGUGAAGAAAACCAAAUAACAAAUAAACCACUGAUCUCAAAUCAUUUUUCUGGCAAACCUUUAUAGCACAGGUUCCCAUUUUCAAGAACAAUUUUGUCUCAUCUCAGAAGCUUUUAUCUAACUCUAUGUGAGCCAAAUUUAGUAACAGAUUUGCUGACUCCCAGUCUCAGAUAUUGAGUUGUGAAAUUGUCCCCUUACAAUUCUGUUUUGCACUUGGUGCUCUUGGCCCGGCAAAGAUAUUGACCGACCUAAAUAAAACAUCAGUGCAACUGCAAGCAAAGGGCCACGGUCUGUUUAUGAAAGACUCGAGGUGAAACUUUGGUCCUUCAAUUCUAAACACCGUACUUCAAAUAAAGUUUUAAGUGUUUAUGUGGGAGAACAAGAAACAGUUGAAGGCCUGAUGGGCGGGUUCCCUCGAUGCUAAAAGUGGCAGGAUGUUUAUCAAUGAAUAGGAACCAGGUUUUUCUUAAGAAUCUUUGCAGGCUGAAGGGUAAUUAUCCUUCAACGCAAUUCUGUGACAAAAACUAGUGUGUCAUCUGCAUUGGACUGAUAAAGCAUGCUGAAGAAAAUGAACAAAAAACAUGUUUCACUGAGUCUUUUCACUGAGGUCGAGUAGAUGCUCGGCCUAGAGUUGUUCUAUGGUUAAUCUGGCUUCAUAUAUUAUUUAAGGACAAUCAGAAAUUGGAAGAAAUGUACUGCUGAAAGGGUGAGACAUGUAAAAAAGAAAGAAGGAAAAGAAGGUCUCUUCGGGAUCCCUGCUGCUUACUGUUUUCACUAUUCAAGUCAAGAGAGAGAGAUGAUUUCUAAAUAAAUGAAAGGCAUGCUUACUGAUGUACUUUCAGUGGUUUGAAAGCCAAUUCAAACAGGUUUUUAACCUUUGUACCCUUCACCAACCCCAACCCUGCAGGGGAAAGGUCAAACCCCUGUUCAUCAUUCAAUUACAGAGAGAGGUGGACACUUAAUGCAAUUGUAAAAUAGAGAUCGGGGGCCUGGAGAUGACUAGAGUGCCACCCUGUGUGCGGUGAAAAUAUUGCAACUUGGUACCAAGUGAAUUGCUUUAUCACUAGUGAAACUCAGCAAAUUUCAUUUUAGAUGUUAGAAUGAAAACCAAUCAGUGUUCUUUUACAAAAUGAGCCAUUUCAGGGCUGUGGGGAGUCCCUUACGCCCUUGGAUGGUAACACUGACUGCUCAGAAUGAAUUUUAAGUUCAAAAACAUGGAUACUCUACAUUGAGCGCUCAAAGAAGACACUCACCAUUAAAGUCCUCAUAUCUUUCCUCGCGGUUCCUUUUUUGAAAAACAAAUUACUCUACUUGGAGCGUCUACACACAUGCAAAUAGGGGCAGCCUGGGUGUUUUCCAUCACCUGUUGUGAUUUACAUCCUUGGUUUGUUUGGGUCCAUCACAUCCCUACCAGUGGUCAGGAAGGUCAGGACAGGUUAAAAUGCACUGGAUAUACUUUUACAGAUAUAUGUAGUACGAUUCACUGUGCAAAUACACCAAACAGACCCAAAAGAGCGGAGGACAGUCCUCCACAUACAACUCAUGAGUAAUGAUAUUCUCUGAGGCUGGGAAGUGGCAAGUCAGAAAUAUCUCUCUUGUGUUGAUCUAUCUCAAAUCCCACGAAUAUGUAAUCACACAGAAUGUCUCUGCUCUUCUAAACAUUCUGCUUUAUCUUAGUAAAGUACUUUAGUAAAUACUAAAAAGUCUAAAUCAAACAUCCAUGGAUGGAAGUUUAAACGUACACAAAAGACAUUGUGAACACAACUGCUGACUCAUGUUGCAGCAGUAGUUAAUCACCCUACUGAGAAUAUGUGGAGUGAAAAAUGUAUUCAGUUCUUUACCUGGUGUUGUUAGUCAUGUUAGCGGCACUUCUCUGGCAAUGUUCCUCUGUCAGUCAGUUGUUCUGUCGGUCGGUUGGUCGGUCCACCGCUGUGGUUCAGACUGAAAUAUCUCGACAACUGCUGCGUGUAUUGCCCCGAAUGUUUGCACGUACAUUCAUGUUCCUCAGAGGAUGAAUCUCACUAACUUUGGGGAUCCCCUGACUGCUACCAGCAGGUCAAAGCUUUAAUGUAACCUGAGAAAUAUCAUCACCUAGAUGGGGUACAUUUUGUACAUGACUUUGGUGAUCCCCUGACUUUUCCUUGAGCACAGCCAUGAGGUUAACAUUUAAUGAUUUUCAGUGAAACGUCUUGACAGCAACCUGGAUGGAUUGCUAUGAAAUUUGUAACUGACAUUAAUGUUCCCCUCAG
Messenger RNA from Anarrhichthys ocellatus (wolf-eel), 5248 nucleotides. It is a transcript of the gene rgs18, whose product is annotated as regulator of G protein signaling 18. The record is from RefSeq and is a predicted model, not a curated record. NCBI's taxonomy places the organism in Eukaryota, Metazoa, Chordata, Actinopteri, Perciformes, Anarhichadidae. Bases 219 to 929 code for a protein of 236 amino acids. The transcript has 5 exons.